UUCCACCCCCUUCCCUUGCCCUCCACCCACCCUGCUCCAGCCCUGGGCAGCAUCCCCUCCCAAACUUGGGAGUCCAGGAAGGCUGGGAGUCUUCCGUUUGACAUCACAGAGCUGGUUGCCACGGGAGACCUGCAGACCCAAGUGGGGGAGAGCAGAGCCCUGCUGCACAGGAGGCCCAGCUGCUCCUCCCCCACCACGCUGGCCCUCCAUGGAAGCCUUGGUCUGUGCGUUCUCUGAGCUGCGCAUAAGAGAAGAUGCAGUGAGCUGGGCCCGAGGACAUCCCAGCCACCCCGACACACCACCCAACAUCUACGAGGGGGGGCUGGGGGCCCAGCAGCAGCAGUGCCCCAGUGCCCAGGGAAGCAAGCCCAAGAACUUCCGGCUGCGCCACCUCCGGGGCCUGGCUCUCUACCUGCCGGGCCACAUGCAGGCUGCUGGCCGGUGUGAGAGCCACUGGCUAGGCCGGCUCAUGGCCAGGGGCUGCCUCCCACGGCCUGAGGGCAUGGCCUGGCCCCUAGACCUGCCACAGGGGACUCUGGGCUCCGUUAACAGCCAUUGCUCAGCCCUUCUGAAAGCUCCAGUGCCCAGGGACAGCCUGGGAAAUACAGCUUCCAGUUCCAGCAUGGACCCAGCCAAGGGUGUCCCCUCCCAGCCGGGUCCCUCCGAAGGCUUGGGGCUCAGGCCCAAGAGGUCCUGGGGGGCCUCAGAGGAGUCCACAUGUCCCUUAUGCAAGCGAACCCGCUCUGGGGCUCUGGAGAGACCAUAGGGAUCUGAGUGCCAAGCCUGGCUGUCCCAGCUGUGGACAGGAGGAAAAAGGAUGGCUCAGGAGGAGGCAGGCUCAGGAGGAGGCAGAAAGGGCUCAGUCCCUACCGGCAGUCGUCCCACACUGAGACACCCCAGCAGCUGCCCAGCACCAGAGCUUAGGCCAGCCUCAGGAAGAAGACUCAAGGGGGGGAGGGAGGAGGAAGUCCUGCAGGAGGAACAGAAAAAAUAGAAACCCUUGCAGCCUGCUCCAGCUCAGGUCGGCCAAUUGUCCCUGGGAGGCCAGGCUGAGCGGAGAUUUAGGCCCCAAGAGGCCAGGGAGCCCGCAGGUCUAAUUUCAAUAAAAGCCAAGGCCUGCACCUUCUUGUCCCUGGGUCUGUCUGUGGCGAGGUCAAUGCAGAGAAAGAGCCUCUUGGAGCACCUGCCAUCUGUGUUGAGAGUGAACUUCCGGGUUGAUGCCAGGGAAGAUCCACGGUGCUGCUGGUGUUGGCUGAGAGGUGAACGUCCUCCUCUGGCGGGGGAAACUCCUCGAAGUCUUCCUGGAUGCACAUCUCAAC
Messenger RNA from Enhydra lutris kenyoni (northern sea otter), 1319 nucleotides. Its product is annotated as chromosome unknown C16orf90 homolog. The transcript has 3 exons. The record is from RefSeq and is a predicted model, not a curated record. NCBI's taxonomy places the organism in Eukaryota, Metazoa, Chordata, Mammalia, Carnivora, Mustelidae. Bases 209 to 766 code for a protein of 185 amino acids.